AUGAAGAGUUCCGGUAUCUGCAGGCUUCUGGGCGUCGUGGCAUCAUCUGCCAGCCUCGCUCAUGCUUUGCCACAUUACUCAGACGUUGUGGAGGUUGAGUCCAGGUCUCUUGACCAGAUCUACGCUGCCGCAAAGCAGGAAAGUGGCCCUUUACAAGUGUUCUGGGGAGGCGAUGCUGGCAGCCAGGGAGACGGGACGAGAGCGGCGUGGGCUGCCCGGUUUCCCGACCUCCCGCUCAAUCUGACUGUUGACCUCUCCAAAUACCACAACAAUCGCAUCGAUCGGGCUCACCUUCAGGGACUGCACGUUGCUGAUAUCGCCAAUCUUCAGACUCUCCAAGAUUUUCCUCGUUGGAAAGCAGAGGGCAAGCUAGUGAAGUACAAGCCAGCCAACUUCGAAGAUAUCCUCGGAAGCGAGAAGGACUUUGAAGGAGCAUACGUCCCUACUGGGAUCAAUAGCUUUGGCACUUUCGUCUACGAUUCCACCAAGAUCAACGCGUCUUCCGUCCCUAGAUCCUACGCCUCCCUUACAGACCCCAUGUUCAAGGGCAAACUCAUUGUCACUUAUCCGAAUGAUGACGAUGCUGUUGCGUACCUGUUCUCUCUGAUCGUCGACCGUUAUGGUUACCAAUGGCUCUACGAUCUCGCCCAGAACGACGUCCAGUGGGUUCGUGGCACAGGUUCACCAAUGCUGCUGCUGAACGCACUCCACAACUCCACCUCCAGCCGUGCCCUCUCCUUCACAUCGUAUUCGAACGGUCAAGAAUGGGUGGGCACCAAGGUUCCAGAGGCGCCCGAGCAGUACAUGAGCUGGGCGCAAACGGGCGCCAUCAUCGAAGGCACACCGCGACCGGAGACGUCAAAGCUGUUUAUUAGCUGGCUCACGAGCUUCCAGAGACAAAAUUCAUCUCAUGCCAGUGGUAACACGAUUCUGAAGAGUUUGAACACACUUCACGGCGCGGAUCCUUUCGGAAACAAUGCGACGCAAAUUUCUGGUUUCAGGAGGUUUGAACAAGACCGAGCAGGCGUGGAGUGGUGGAAGAAUCUAUACGAGGAGGUUCUUGGAACACCACAGGGUCUGGGACCUUUGGAAGUCUACCCGAAUGCAUGA
Ramularia collo-cygni is the source of this 1110-nucleotide messenger RNA. RefSeq names its product related to ABC-type Fe3+ transport system, periplasmic component. NCBI's taxonomy places the organism in Eukaryota, Fungi, Ascomycota, Dothideomycetes, Mycosphaerellales, Mycosphaerellaceae. The coding region runs from base 1 to 1110 and encodes 369 amino acids. The record is from RefSeq and is a predicted model, not a curated record. The transcript is spliced from 3 exons.